Molecule: messenger RNA, 3478 nt
Organism: Chenopodium quinoa (quinoa)
Lineage: Eukaryota; Viridiplantae; Streptophyta; Magnoliopsida; Caryophyllales; Amaranthaceae
Product: kinesin-like protein KIN-5B
Exons: 23
Coding region: 177-3347 (1056 amino acids)
Biological process (GO): microtubule-based movement
Molecular function (GO): ATP binding; plus-end-directed microtubule motor activity; microtubule binding
Source: RefSeq, a predicted model, not a curated record
CAAAACGCUCACUAAAGUAAAACAAAUUACAUCAAGUCACUAACACAAUUAAUUCUACAGUUUUCCCCAAAUCCCUUUUCAAAUUUACUAUAAUUUGAUUGAUUUGAUAAUCCAGAUUCUUAUAAAUUUGUUUACUGCAUUUGGUUUUCUCAAUUAGGAGUAAACACAAAAAAAAGAUGGUGUCAAUGACGCCUGAUCAGUUUAAGAAAUUGAGUUUAGGGGUGAUUCCAUCUGCAUCACCGUCUCCGUUCUUCACGCCUCGGCCCGAACGAUACCGGAUGGAUUAUUCUAGAGUCAGUGAUGUUAAGUCGUCUAUGGGUUAUCAUCGCCAAGAUAAAGAUCGUGAGGUUAAUGUGCAGGUUAUUCUAAGAUGCAGGCCAUUGAGCAACGAUGAGCAAAGCAGUAACCCAUCAAGAGUGGUAACAUGUAAUGAACUUAAAAGAGAAGUCACUAUUUCACACAGUGUAGCUAAUAAGCAAAUGGAUAGACUUUUCACAUUUGAUAAGGUUUUUGGACCCAAAGCACAACAAAGAAUCAUUUAUGACCAAGCUAUCGCGCCCAUUGUUAGAGAAGUCCUUGAUGGUUACAAUUGCACAAUAUUUGCUUAUGGUCAAACCGGGACUGGCAAAACUUAUACCAUGGAAGGAUCAAUGAAAUCUAAGGGCACUGAAGUGUGUGCUGAGGCUGGUGUCAUCCCACGAGCAGUUCGACAUCUAUUUGACAUACUAGAAGCUCAGAAUGCUGACUACAGUAUGAAGGUGUCAUUUUUAGAACUGUAUAAUGAAGAAUUAACAGAUUUAUUAACUCAUGAAGAUAACUCAAGGUUCUCAGAAGAUAAGCAAAAGAAAUCUGUCUCCUUGAUGGAAGACGGAAGGGGUUGUGUUAUCAUUAGAGGCCUUGAAGAAGAAGUCGUGUACAGUGCUAACGACAUUUAUAACCUUAUGGAACGAGGAGCUGCUAAAAGGCGAACAGCAGACACAUUACUGAACAAGCGUAGCAGUCGCUCUCAUUCUGUCUUCACCAUAGCGGUACAUGUAAAGGACAUAAGUAUUGGAGAGGAGGAGCUCAUAAAAUGUGGGAAGCUAAACCUUGUUGAUCUUGCAGGAUCUGAGAAUAUCUCUCGUUCUGGUGUAAGAGAGGGGCGUGCAAGGGAAGCUGGGGAGAUUAACAAGAGCUUACUCACCCUUGGAAGAGUUAUUAAUGCGCUAGUGGAACAUUCAGCUCAUAUACCUUACAGGGACAGUAAGCUGACAAGGUUAUUGAGAGACUCACUCGGAGGGAAAACAAAGACGUGCAUCAUAGCAACAAUCUCACCAUCUAGCAGCUGUUUAGAAGAAACACUUAGUACUCUUGAUUAUGCUUAUCGUGCUAAAAAUAUUAAAAACAAACCUGAGGCAAACAAAAAGCUGUGCAAGACAGUUUUGCUCAAAGAUUUAUACAUGGAACUUGAGAGGAUGAAACAAGAUAUUCGGGUUGCUAGAGAUAAAAAUGGUGUUUAUGUACCGCUGGAAAGAUUUGUCCAAGAUGAAGCAGAAAAGAAGGGAAGGAUUGAGAAGAUAGAGCAGUUGAAGAUGGAGCUCGAACAAAGUAGAAAGGAAGUUCAAAAAUACCAUGACUUGUAUGUUUCUGAGCAAGAAGAGAAAUUGGAUUUAGAUGUUGAGCUCCGAGAUUGCAAGAAAAAUCUAGAGAGUACCUGUAAGGUCUUGCACGAACUUCAAGAGAAACAGAAGUUGUCCAUCACCCAGUUACAGGAAAAAGACUCUAUGAUAUCCAAACUUAUGUACUCAGAAAAUUCUCUAAUUCAACGUGCAAAGGAGCUGUGUUGCACUUUGGGAAAUGCAUCUGAAGACAUAUCGAUAUUGCACAAAAAAAUAGAUGACAAAAACAAAUUGGAAAAUCAAAAUCAUAAGCUAGUUGUUACAUUUGGUUCUCAGCUUGAUAAGAACUUAAAAAUCCUGCACCAAACGAUAUCAGGAUCGAUUUCAAUGCAGCAGGAUCAACUGCGAUGCAUGGAAGAGAACUUGUGCUCAAUUCUUGCCAGCAAAGAUGAUGCAACAAAGAACUUACAAUCAACUGUUCAGAAAUUAGUAGAUGUACAUACUUCUACAAUGACAUCUUUGAGGGAGUUAAAUAGCACACAACAAAGAACAGCUACGGCAGAUCUGGAGUAUGUAAAUUCCAGUAUAUCUAGUCAAACUGUAGAUAUGGAAAAGUUAUUCAAUUCAUUCAUCAUCGACGCUAAGGAUGUAAUUUACUACAUCGAGUGUUCCCUUUCUAAGCAAAAGGAGCUGUUCCUUUACUCUUCUCAGCAACAAGAACAGGGACUACAAAAGACAUUGGUUUCAGCUCAAGAGAUCAACAAAGCAACUGUAGCAUUUUUUGAUGAGAUCUGCAGUCAUGCAUCCGAACUCAUAAGUAGUCUUGAAGAAAGCCAAGCCAGAAAUCAUAACUAUCUCAAAAAGUUUGAAAAAGUAUUUGAGGAACAAUCAGCAAAAGAGGAGCAGCAGGCCAUUGAAAAAAUAGUAUCUGCACUGGCGACAUUAAGAACUAACAAAGCAGCUUUGGUUUCACAAGAGUUGAGAAACAUUUAUGAAUCUGGACUAGAAGAUAGUAUGGAAAGCCAGAAAAACUUGUCCAGAAUUCAGCAAGCUUCUGUAGCUGCAAAGAAUGCUUUAAAUGGACAUGUGGAAAAUGUUGAAGGGCAUGUAUUGACAGACUUGUUCUUGUUGACGGAGAUUAAUGAGUCUAUGAAGGAACAGAUAGAGCAGUGUUCAUACCAGGUUAAUAACUCAAGAGAGCAGUGGAAAGGAGCUGCACAUUCUAUCAAAAAACUUAAUGAUGAUGUAAAAUUAAGAAUACAGUCUACCAUUAACGAAAGGAUCUGUCAAAAUGAAAUCGCACAGAGCCAGUAUAUCACUACAUCAUCCGCGAAGAAUGCUGAAUUUGAUGCUAUUGUUUCUAGCUUGCUUUUCAAACUUAAGGAUACUCAUACGUUAGACAGUGAAAUGAAAGGCAAGAUGAAUGCCUUAUCAGAUCAGUGCAUCAAUCUGCUUGCUUCUGUUCAAACUGAGCAUAACAAAAGUCUCUCAACUAUUCAGAACAAAUUGGCAUCGAGCCUUUUUAAAGAUUACAUGGUCGAUGAGGAGGCAUCUUUUGAGAAAAGAGUCGUAGAAGUGCCAAGUUUGGCAUCCAUAGAGGGACUGAGAACUCCAGCAAUUGCUAAAUUACAUGCAGACAUCAAUGCAGGGGAAAGAUCAGAAAUAUGUGUGGUCGAAACCAAGACCCUGCAACCACUUAAUUAUACAACAGAAUGGCCUAGCAGGGCUCCCUUUGCAAACAUCAACUGAGGUGUUAGUAUCACCAGUUAUUAAUAAACAGGAGAAAAUAAACCUGAAGUUGUAAAUGAGUUCUCUUAGAAAACAAUCUCAUCUUCUGAUGAGCCUAGCAAAUAACCAAUUUUUUAGUUGCUUCACUUUAA